Messenger RNA from Sparassis crispa, 156 nucleotides. RefSeq lists its product as hypothetical. The transcript has a single exon. The record is from RefSeq and is a predicted model, not a curated record. Bases 1 to 156 code for a protein of 51 amino acids. NCBI's taxonomy places the organism in Eukaryota, Fungi, Basidiomycota, Agaricomycetes, Polyporales, Sparassidaceae.
AUGAGCGCGCAGAGGGAGAUCGCGGUGCAGGCGUGCGAAGACGACGCGAACGGUGGCGGUUCCGAUGCAGAGCGGCUGCGACGUUCAACGUCCUUCACAGGAACUUACCUACAUAUGGAGGAGGUCACCAAGCGUCGGGUUACAGCAGAGGAAUAA